This is a messenger RNA of Monodelphis domestica (gray short-tailed opossum), 594 nucleotides long. Lineage: Eukaryota; Metazoa; Chordata; Mammalia; Didelphimorphia; Didelphidae. The record is from RefSeq and is a predicted model, not a curated record.
UCUAGGUCCAGGAGGAGUGUUCCCUGGGUCUAUUCUGUUGUUUGUUUUGAAUUUUUGUGCCCUAGGAGUAUUCAGUUUGAGAUCUGUAAGGAAGGGUUUCUGGAGCUCUGAACUUUAGCUUUCUCUAAGCUACCAUCUUGACCGGAAGUUCGCCAAAUUACUUUCAAGAUCUUUGCAGACAAGUUUCCAAAGACAGAAGAACAUUUCUAGGCUCUGAGCACUGGAGAGAAAGAAUUUGGUUAACUGGGAUCCUGCUUUCACAGAAUCAUUUCUGGGUUUAUGUGCCAGGGUGGUGACUUCGCUUGCCAUAAUGACACUGGUGGCAAGUCCAUCUAUGGGGAUAAAUUUGCUGAUGAGAACUUCAUCCUGAAGCAUACUGGCCCUGGCACCUUGUCCGUGGAAAAUGCUGGACCCAACACAAAUGACUCCCAGUUUUUUGUCUGCACUGCUACGACUGAUUGGCUGGAUGGCAAGCACAUAGUCUUUGGCCAAGUGAAAGAAGGCAUGAACAUUGUGGAAGCUAUGGAGAGUUUUGAUUCUUGGAUUGGCAAGACCAGCAAGAAGAUCACCAUUGCUGACUCUGAACAAAUCUAA